Messenger RNA from Trichomonas vaginalis G3, 255 nucleotides. Its product is annotated as ubiquitin conjugating enzyme domain-containing protein. The transcript has a single exon. Lineage: Eukaryota; Parabasalia; Trichomonadida; Trichomonadidae. Bases 1 to 255 code for a protein of 84 amino acids. The record is from RefSeq and is a predicted model, not a curated record.
AUGAUUACACUACGCCCUGAGGUUGCUAAGAGAAUGAUGCAGGAGUUUAGGAAACUCUCCAAAGCUGAGCUUGGUGGAAUCAAAAUCAAGAUGAAUGAAGACAAUCUUUCUGAAGUUCAAGCAACAAUAGAAGGACCAGCUGAAACACCAUUUGAAGGUGGUGAAUUUGAUAUUAAAUUAGAAAUUGGGAAGAAUUCCCUCAGAAACCACCAAAAGGAUACUUCCUUACAAAAUUUUCCAUCCAAAUAUUUCUGA